AGGGAGUGUAAGAGCUGAAGAUGAGGCCCAGGGCGGAGUGCUACUCUCCAAGGUUUUGGCUGGUGCUGGCAGUCCUCGCGACAACAGGGAGCGGGGCCCAUGCCCAGAAAAGCCACCCGAGCAUUGGCAUUGCGGUCAUCCUGGUGGGGACCUCAGACGAAGUGGCCAUCAAAGAUGCCCACGAGAAAGAUGACUUCCACCACCUCUCAGUGGUGCCUCGGGUGGAGCUGGUGGCCAUGAAUGAGACAGAUCCCAAGAGCAUCAUCACUCGCAUCUGUGACCUCAUGUCAGACCGGAAGAUUCAAGGGGUGGUAUUUGCUGAUGACACAGACCAGGAAGCCAUUGCCCAGAUCCUGGACUUCAUCUCUGCCCAGACCCUCACUCCCAUCCUGGGCAUCCAUGGAGGCUCCUCUAUGAUCAUGGCAGAUAAGGAUGAGUCAUCCAUGUUCUUCCAGUUUGGCCCAUCAAUAGAACAGCAAGCCUCUGUCAUGCUCAACAUCAUGGAAGAAUAUGACUGGUACAUCUUCUCCAUUGUCACUACUUACUUCCCUGGUUACCAGGACUUUGUGAACAAGAUCCGCAGUACCAUUGAGCACAGCUUUGUGGGUUGGGAACUGGAGGAGGUCCUCCUGCUGGACAUGUCCCUGGACGAUGGGGACUCAAAGAUCCAGAACCAGCUCAAGAAGCUCCAAAGCCCUGUUAUCCUCCUCUACUGCACAAAGGAAGAGGCCACCUACAUUUUUGAGGUGGCCAACUCUGUGGGUCUGACAGGCUAUGGUUACACGUGGAUCGUGCCCAGCCUGGUGGCAGGGGAUACAGACACAGUGCCAUCUGAGUUCCCCACUGGGCUCAUCUCUGUCUCAUAUGAUGAAUGGGACUACGGUCUUCCUGCCAGAGUGAGGGAUGGAAUAGCCAUAAUCACCACGGCUGCUUCUGAUAUGCUGUCUGAACACAGCUUCAUCCCUGAGCCCAAGAGCAGCUGUUAUAAUACCCAGGAGAAAAGGAUUUACCAGUCCAACAUGCUCAACAG
This is a messenger RNA of Eurypyga helias (sunbittern), 1030 nucleotides long. Its product is annotated as glutamate receptor ionotropic, NMDA 2B-like. Lineage: Eukaryota; Metazoa; Chordata; Aves; Eurypygiformes; Eurypygidae. The transcript has 2 exons. The annotation marks the transcript as partial. The record is from RefSeq and is a predicted model, not a curated record.